UUCUGGGAAAUCAUCUCCGAGGAACACGGAAUCGAUAACACCGGUAUCUACCAUGGAGAAUCGGAUUUGCAGCUGGAGCGCGUCAGUGUUUACUACAAUGAAGCCUCAGCCGUGUCUCGUUCGUCAGGAGGCAAGUAUGUACCACGUGCCGUUCUGUUGGAUCUGGAACCCGGUACUAUGGAGGCGGUCCGUUCCGGGCCGUACGGAAAGCUGUUCCGUCCCGAUAACUUCGUUUUCGGACAGUCCGGUGCCGGCAACAACUGGGCCAAGGGUCACUACACCGAGGGUGCCGAGCUGGUCGAUGCGGUGCUAGAUGUGGUGCGCAAGGAGUCCGAGAACUGUGACUGUUUGCAGGGAUUCCAAUUGACCCACUCGCUUGGAGGUGGUACUGGAUCCGGUAUGGGAACGCUGCUGAUUUCGAAGAUCCGUGAGGAAUAUCCUGAUAGAAUCAUGAACACUUACUCGGUUGUGCCUUCGCCUAAGGUGUCGGAUACAGUUGUGGAACCUUACAACGCUACGCUGUCGAUUCAUCAGCUGGUGGAAAACACCGAUGAGACCUACUGUAUCGACAACGAAGCCCUGUACGAUAUCUGCUUCCGUACCUUGAAGGUGCCGAACCCAAGCUACGGCGAUCUGAACCAUCUGGUCUCGUUGACCAUGUCCGGUGUGACCACUUGUCUACGUUUCCCUGGACAAUUGAAUGCCGAUCUGCGCAAGUUGGCCGUCAACAUGGUUCCAUUCCCACGUCUGCACUUCUUCAUGCCCGGAUUUGCUCCGUUGACUUCUCGUGGAUCGCAACAGUACCGCGCCCUGACAGUCCCAGAACUGACCCAGCAGAUGUUCGAUGCUAAGAACAUGAUGGCAGCCUGUGAUCCACGUCAUGGACGUUACCUGACUGUUGCCGCCGUAUUCCGAGGCCGCAUGUCGAUGAAGGAAGUCGACGAACAGAUGCUGGCCGUUCAGAACAAGAACAGCAGCUACUUCGUCGAAUGGAUCCCUAACAACGUCAAGACUGCCGUCUGUGAUAUUCCUCCAAAGGGUCUGAAGAUGUCCUCCACCUUCAUCGGAAACACCACUGCCAUCCAGGAACUGUUCAAGCGUAUCUCCGAGCAGUUCUCCGCUAUGUUCCGCCGAAAGGCUUUCUUGCAUUGGUACACUGGCGAAGGUAUGGAUGAGAUGGAAUUCACCGAAGCUGAGAGCAACAUGAACGAUCUGGUGUCCGAAUAUCAGCAGUACCAGGAAGCGACGGCCGAUGACGAAUUCGAACAGGAAGAAGUCGCUGACGAAAUGGAAGGCGAAUGCGUCUAAACCACGGAUGCUCCAAAUCGAACGCUGGUUGUCGAGAAGCAUUUUACUAUUUAUUAUUUUAGUUAGAACAAAUCGAAUGCCGAUGUUUUAUUAGAAAACAAGCCGAAGAAAUAGUCUCAACAGGAAGUUAACUGCAUCCCUUUAACAACAUUUACCACACAGUCAGAUCUCAACACCCCUACUAAUUGAAUGAUAUCUUUCGGAAUACAAUGCUUAUCAAAAACAUUUCUAAAACAGUAAAUUCACCUUUUCUCUUAAACUACAAUCAUCAAAUGAAGAAAAACUAACUAUAGUUGUGUAAGAAUAGAAUCUGCGAGAACGAGUGUGAGAUUUAGUGUUAACAUUUAAAUUUUGGGCCCAAGUCGCAGUAUUUUUACGAGCCUAGACCCGGUUUUUUCUACACCGAAACAACGAAAAACUCUGUAUUGGACCUGCAGGAAAAAUGCAACCACUUUGAAGCAAUAUUUCUAAGGGAAAGAAAUACCUCUUACAAAGCUGACUCACGAGCGCCUUUUUCCUUCUACACAAGUUCCAACCUGUAAAACUCGAAGAAGUCGUGAACAGGUCAAGGAAAAAUACUGUUCUUUAGGCCCAACAUAUUAUAAAGAGUCUAAGCAGAAGAGAGGAACUCAACUUAUAUAAGAGCUGCCAAUUGAUGAAGGUUCUGAUAGUGGAUAGAUGGAAAAGUACGUUAAUUACUCACUCAUUUAGCAAUAUACCCAAAGAUUUGAACGAAACAAAACACGUUUGGCCCCAUUGGAGUAUUUAAAGAAUAAAAUCGGUUUCAAAAUUAGCCAACCGAAACAGUGCAUAAGUAGUGUAUCUUUUGUAUCUAUAACUUUAGAGGCAAUGAUGUGUUGCAAUACAAAAAUUUUUGCAGGAAAACAAAUCUAUCGUUUUGAAACGUAUCGCUUUCUGUCUUCUGAUAUUUAUUGCAAAACGUUUGAUUAUUUAAAGAAGGUAUACCUUUAGAGACGUGACGAUACGCGUACCAGUGAUCAAUCGAGAAGCAAAAACAGGGAUCCGAUUGUUUUGUGUUAGAGCUGGCUGAAAUCGUUGAAUCAUCUUCCUUUAAAUCGUAAGUUAGCGAUACACAACGUAAGCAAAUUACCUACUACCUACUAAUAACUUUGACAGUGGACCAAACAAGAAAUAUCAGAAAUCAGAGAGACCAGACUAGAACGUUAAGACCAAAAUGAGAAACGAUAAACAUGUAUUUUGUAUUUAUUUGUAA
Molecule: messenger RNA, 2542 nt
Organism: Uranotaenia lowii
Lineage: Eukaryota; Metazoa; Arthropoda; Insecta; Diptera; Culicidae
Product: tubulin beta chain-like
Exons: 3
Coding region: 178-1308 (376 amino acids)
Biological process (GO): mitotic cell cycle; microtubule cytoskeleton organization
Cellular component (GO): cytoplasm; microtubule
Molecular function (GO): GTP binding; structural constituent of cytoskeleton; GTPase activity
Source: RefSeq, a predicted model, not a curated record